GUCGCAAAGCCAUGCCCUUGUAAGGGAGGUCAACAGACAAACAAGUGAAGGAGAAAAGCGAGGCCAGAAGGAAGAAGAGGGCGAGGAGCAGGCCGCAAAGCAUGAGAUCCCUCCUGGUUUCCCGCAUAAAGCCCCUCCAAGUGCUCUCCACCCCGACCCGGCAGCUGAAAAACAAAGUCCCGGAAUAUCAGAAGCUUUUCCAGGAGGACAAUGGUCUGCCAGUGCAUCUCAAAGGAGGUCUCAAAGACGUCCUGCUGUAUCGCUUUACCAUGUCGCUAAGCCUCUUUGGUGUUGCUUAUUCUCUCUACGAACUAUUCAAGGCUGCCAAACCCAAGAAGAACAAGUGAGGAGGAUGAAGCAGGAAAAGAGGGGUAAUUGCAAAUACGGACGCCCCUCGUCUGCAUUGGGUUUAUCCCCCUUUUUUAGAGGUUUGCAACAAAAGGGAGAGGGAAAUUCAUCUUUGUUGGGAUUUGAGUCCACAUGAAUGUAGUGUUUGGAGGCGCAAAAUAAACCGUCGAAAGAAGAAAAAAAUAAAUAAUAAUCCACAUCA
Molecule: messenger RNA, 550 nt
Organism: Anolis sagrei ordinatus
Lineage: Eukaryota; Metazoa; Chordata; Lepidosauria; Squamata; Anolidae
Product: cytochrome c oxidase subunit 7A2, mitochondrial-like
Biological process (GO): regulation of oxidative phosphorylation; mitochondrial respirasome assembly; mitochondrial electron transport, cytochrome c to oxygen
Source: RefSeq, a predicted model, not a curated record